Molecule: messenger RNA, 519 nt
Organism: Cokeromyces recurvatus
Lineage: Eukaryota; Fungi; Mucoromycota; Mucoromycetes; Mucorales; Mucoraceae
Product: P-loop containing nucleoside triphosphate hydrolase protein
Exons: 5
Coding region: 1-519 (172 amino acids)
Biological process (GO): nuclear-transcribed mRNA catabolic process, nonsense-mediated decay
Cellular component (GO): intracellular anatomical structure
Molecular function (GO): RNA binding; ATP binding
Source: RefSeq, a predicted model, not a curated record
AUGAAUGCUGGCUUUAAUAAGAUUGCAUGUACUCAGCCACGCCGUAUUGCAUGCUCAUCCCUUGCAAGGCGUGUAAGUUAUGAAACAAUGAAUGAAUAUGGGUCUGAAAUUGCAUAUCAAGUUCGAUUUGAAGGAACGAAAACGAAUAGAACUAGAAUAUUAUUUUUGACUGAAGGCCUUCUUUUGCGACAGUAUGCAUCAGAUAAUCUACUUUCCAUGUAUAAUGUAAUUGUGGUAGAUGAGGUUCAUGAGCGUCAUAUGAUGGGUGAUUUCUUAUUGGCACUUUUAAAAAAGACAUUGGCAGAAAGAAAGGAUCUCUAUGUUGUCUUGAUGAGUGCUACAAUUAAUGCUGAACUUUUUGCGCAAUAUUUUGAUGCACCAACACUUAUUAUACCUGGUAAAAUGUAUAGUGUCAAGAUUCAUUAUUGGCCACAAGAAGAAGAAGAUAAAAAUCUUGUAGAUGAAGCAGCAUAUCGAAAACGACAAUCAGAGACUGUUAAGGUACUGUUGCUAUUUUAA